Molecule: messenger RNA, 1485 nt
Organism: Colletotrichum spaethianum
Lineage: Eukaryota; Fungi; Ascomycota; Sordariomycetes; Glomerellales; Glomerellaceae
Product: glucan 1,4-alpha-maltohexaosidase
Exons: 1
Coding region: 1-1485 (494 amino acids)
Biological process (GO): carbohydrate metabolic process
Molecular function (GO): hydrolase activity, hydrolyzing O-glycosyl compounds; calcium ion binding
Source: RefSeq, a predicted model, not a curated record
AUGUUCCAAGCGUUUGAAUGGAAUGUCCCUGCCGACAAACAGCACUGGAAGCGUUUGACGUCAGCCAUUCCCAAGUUGAAAGCUAUCGGAGUCGACAACAUUUGGCUCCCUCCUGGUUGCAAAGCGCAAUCUGCGGAUGGGAACGGUUACGACAUCUAUGACCUCUACGACCUUGGCGAAUUCGACCAGAAGGGUGGCAAGUCCACGAAGUGGGGUCCUAAAGAGGAGCUUGUAGAACUUUGCAAAGUAGCCAAGGAGAACGGCGUUGGUGUCUACUGGGACGCCGUGUUGAAUCACAAGGCUGGCGCAGAUAAGACUGAGCGGUGCCGCGUUGUGGAGGUCGAUGAGAACGAUCGCAACAAAGAAGUUUCAGACCCGUACGAGAUUGAAGGAUGGUUGGGAUUCGACUUUCCAGGCCGAGGAGACAAGUACUCGAGCUUAAAGUGGCACUGGGAGCAUUUUGGCGGUACCGAUUGGAACCAAGAGAACGAACGCAAGGCCAUCUACAAGAUCAUGGGAGAUAACAAAGAGUGGUCGCAAUCGGUCGGCGACGAGCAAGGCAACGCGGAUUAUAUGAUGUUCGCCGAUGUGGACUACUCACACCCGGAAGUCCGAGAAGAUGUUAAGAACUGGGGUGUAUGGAUCACGAAGGAACUUGGGCUCAAGGGUUUCCGCCUUGAUGCAGUUCAACACUUUAGCCAGACUUUUACCAAUGAGUGGAUCGACAACUUGCGCGACGAAUGUGGGAAGGACAUAUUUGUUGUCGGGGAGUUCUGGACCGCAGAGACAGGGCCAAUGAUGGAGUGGUUGGAGACCAUGGACCACAAGUUCUCGCUGUAUGACGCGCCACUCGUCUACAACUUCAGUCAGAUCAGCACCACCGAAGCCGGUGAUCUGAGGAAGGUUUUCGACGGAAGUCUCGUCAAAGAAAAGCCCAUCAACGCUGUCACGGUGGUCAUGAACCACGAUACGCAGCCGGGACAGACGAUGGAUACCAAGAUUGAGGGUUUCUUCAAGCCGCUUGCGUACUCACUUAUCCUGCUCCGCAAGGAAGGAUACCCGUGUCCGUUUUACGGUGAUCUUUAUGGCCUGAACAAGGACUCCGAACCGCCUUCGUGUGGAGGAAAGCUCGCUGAUCUUAUGCUUGCUCGUAAGCUCUACGCUUACGGAUCUCAGGAGGACUACUGGGAUGACCCGAACUGCAUCGGCUUCGUUAGGCGCGCAACAUGGGACAAGCCGAAUGGUCUUGCCUGUGUGAUGAGCAACAAGGGUCCUGGCGAGAUCCGCAUGGCUGUGGGUCAAGAGCACAAAGGUGAACGUUGGACGGACCUGCUUGGUUGGGAAGAGGGCGAGGUCGUGAUCGACGACGAAGGUUACGGACUCUUCAGAUGCCCGGGUAUUUCGGUAUCUAUAUGGGUAAAUAAGGAGGCCGAGGGACGCGAGAGGUUCCCAACAAACUUCGACUCUAACAUUUAUGGACAUUGA